Haplochromis burtoni (Burton's mouthbrooder) is the source of this 834-nucleotide messenger RNA. RefSeq lists its product as uncharacterized. Gene Ontology annotation, biological process: cell surface receptor signaling pathway; immune response; negative regulation of T cell proliferation. Gene Ontology annotation, cellular component: external side of plasma membrane. The transcript has 2 exons. The annotation marks the transcript as partial. NCBI's taxonomy places the organism in Eukaryota, Metazoa, Chordata, Actinopteri, Cichliformes, Cichlidae. The record is from RefSeq and is a predicted model, not a curated record.
UUUCUUGUUUUUCUGUUGUGUAUUUACUCUGUGUAGGCAGCUUCUGUGUCAGUACUUGAGUCCACAACAAAUUCCCCUGAGGCGACAAUAAAGUUAUCGUAUCAUUUAUCCUCAAAUGUUUAUUUCUAUUUUAUUUCAAUCUUUGUUUCCACUGACUUCUUAACUUUGGGUAACAUGAGGCUACUUUGAUGUUAAAUUUCAGUCAGAGAAAAUGAGCUCAGUGCUGCUUUGUUAUCCUCUCAGUCCCAAAGGUGGAGGUGAAUUCAGGGGUGGAGUCUGUCCAGCUGCCCUGUAAAACCACACUUCACCUGCCUGAAGACGUCAGAGUGGAGUGGACGAACAGAAAAAACAGGAAGGUCCACGUGUUUGAGGAUAACUCUGAUCAGCCUGAAGAACAGCACCAGGUCUACAGAGACCGAACGAAGAUGAAUGAAGACCUGCUGAAAACUGGAGACCUCAGCCUGACCCUGAAACAGCCCACAGGCUGGGACGCAGACACCUACACCUGCACCGUCUACAGCAGGAGGGAGAAAAUCCUGAGGAAGAACAGAGUGCAGCUCUAUGUCGGAGUUCCCCAGGUGGAGGUAGAUUCAGGGGUGGAGUCAGUCCAGCUGCUUUGCAAAGCCGCAGUUCACCUGCCCAAAGAUGUUAAAGUGGAGUGGAUAGACAGUGAUGGUGAUGAGGUCCACGUGUAUGAGAACGGCUCUGACCAGCCUCACAAACAGCACCAGGAUUACAGAGACCGAACGAAGAUGAAUGAAGACCUGCUGAAAACUGGAGACCUCAGUCUGACCCUGAAACACCCCACAGAUGGAGACAACUGGACCUACACCU